AUGUCUGAAACAUAUAUUGAAAAAUUUAAUAUCAAUGAAGAAUUAUUAAACACAAUGAUGGAAGAACAAACAAAAACAUGGAAUUUUUUACAAAUGUCAAGCACUGAAGAAAAGCUUAAAUCAUACGCAGAUAACUUUAGUAUGGUCAAUAAAAUACAGACAGCACCAGAACUUCUGUAUGUUAUUGAUGCAUUAGAGAAGGAAACAUUGUCUGAGCUGGAUGAUUUGUUUUUUUUCAAAGAAGGAUACCUACCACUGGCUGAGAACCCAAAUAACCUGGGUGGUGGUAGAAUUAUAUUUGAGGUGAGCAAGUCUACAGAUCUUAGUGAAUUUUUCUUCAAAUCACUUUGUUUAUGUUUUUCAGAAGUAUUUGAUGGAUUAACAGGAGUAGCUUAUAAUGACAAAGGCAAAGAUCACAGAGUAGUAUUGUGGUUUAAUGACAUUGAAGAUUAUGACAUGAUAUUGAGUGGGUGGAAGGAAUUAAACAACUGUCCAUUUGGUAAUUUUAACUUAAGAAUACACAGAAAGUACAGUCAAUUCUUCACAAAGGGGUACAACGUUAAAAAGUCAUUUCAGAACAAAAGACAUCACUAUUAA
Messenger RNA from Hepatospora eriocheir, 597 nucleotides. Lineage: Eukaryota; Fungi; Microsporidia; Hepatosporidae. The record is from the annotation of a GenBank genome assembly.